Zea mays is the source of this 1503-nucleotide messenger RNA. Lineage: Eukaryota; Viridiplantae; Streptophyta; Magnoliopsida; Poales; Poaceae. The record is from RefSeq and is a predicted model, not a curated record.
CAGUCUGGAUGGUUCGCGGACCUCCACUCCACGACCCGAACGUUCGGGAGAAGGCAAAUUCCAGACACCACACAGGACACAGCGCAUUCGGCUAAUUUCCUCGUCUCUCCCCAAUCCGACCACCCCCAUCCAUUCACCAACCCGAAAUAGAAGGCCGUCCCCAGCCACCAGCCUCCGGAGUUCCUCCGGCGAUCCCCGUCCCCUUGUGUGCGCGCUCCAGGAGGGCCUUCUGCCUCCAGGUAACGAUACGAUGCUUGCAGAGCCCACCUAAUUGCUGCGAGAUGGAUAGAGGGCAGAACGGGAGGGAUGACGUCUUCGGACGCAGGGAUCCAUUUUCUGGGUUUGGCUUCGGCCCCCACAGGAGCUUGUUUUCUGGUCUCCUUGGGGGGAGGGAUCCAUUUGACGAUCCGUUCUUUACCCAUCCGUUCGGGGGUCGGAUGAUGGGUGACCAUGACAUGUUUGUACCUAGUCCUUUUGGGCCGAUGGGAGGGCCUUUUGGGGACAUGAGGAACGGUGGGUUUAUCGAGCAAGCUCCUCCUAGGGGUAACAGAAGAAGGCCUGUGAUCACAGAGGUCGAGGAGGAUGGUGGAGAGAACGCAGAGCAUGGUAACCAGCAGCCUAACCAAGAUCCUUAUGUUCAGGAGCCAGACGAUGGGAUUGAUGAGACAGAAGGUGGCCAAGUCGAGCUGCACAGGGAUCUCAGUAGGGCUAAUAGUGGAGGGCAGCCGCAGGCUCGUACUUUCACAUAUCAGAGCUCUUCCGUGACGUUUGGUGGUAUUAAUGGAGCUUACUACACCACUUCAAAGUCUCGGCGGACUGGUAGUGACGGGAUCACUGUGGAAGAAAGCAAGGAAGCUGAUACAACAACUAAAGAGGCUACUCAUAGAAUCUCCCGUGGAAUCCAUGACAAGGGACAUUCCCUGACAAGGAAACUGAAUUCGGAUGGGAAGGUUGACACCACACAGACACUGCACAACCUGAAUGAAGAUGAACUAGCUGGAUUUGAGCAAUCAUGGAAGGGGAAUGCUGGACAUUACUUGCCUGACUGGAACCACAAUGCUGGUGCACCUAAUAGCGAUAAUUCUGGUGACCGUAGCUCCAAUGGACGUGACCGGCGAUCGGCCUCAGGCUGGGCGCUUCCUGGGACCGAGCAAGGCCGUGAUCCGAGGCGCAACGGGAAGCCAAAAUCACGGGUCAUCCCUAUCUCCUGAAGAGCAUGGACGGAGUAGAUAUAUAGAGUAGAUAAAUAAACAGCUGGUUUGUACUACUAUGCAAGGUUUAGGUUCAAGAUCGUUUCAAGGAAACGACCUGAGGUCCAGGUAACCGGAGUCCGCCCAGCACCUCGCGUGCUAUUGUCUGAUUCUGUAGCUGUACAGUGCUCUGCUACCUUAUUAUCCGUGAUGUGAAACAAUUUGUGUCGUCCAGUCUUGCUGUAAAAUCAUCAUCGCGUAUAUUGUAAACCUGAGUCGGUAUGUCUGAGUUGGCUUUGCUGUGUUGUUGCUA